GGAGGUCCCCGAGCGGGGCAGGGGCGCGCCGGGGCCCCGGGGCCGGCAGCCGCGCCGCUCGCCCGGGAGGCGCUUGACCGCGCUUGAUGCGAGAAGGAGCCUCUCCCCGGCGAGCGGCGGCGGGGGGCGACCGCCCGCCCGCCCUCCGGUGCCCGGCGUUGCCUGAAGAGCCGCGGCGGCACCGGGGAGUGACUCGGCGGGGGGGGGGGGGGGGGAGGAGAGAGGAGGAAAAGAAAUCAGAUUGCCGAAGGGAUUAGGAAGAGGGGGUGGAGAGGCGAAACCCUCUUCCCCCCCCCCCGGCCCCCCUCCUUCCCUGCGCACACUUGUGAAGCUUUUCAGAGUUAUCCUUCAGCAUCAGUGGCACCGGCAGGCGAGCCCGGGGGAGCAGCGACACCGCAACGUGCUCGGCAAACUGCAACAGAGAUCAGAGGGAGCGGAGCGGCCCGGGCCGGCGGCCCCUGCCCCGGCCCCUGCCCGCACCCGCGGGGGACUGCACUUCCCGUCUGCGAUAUUUUAUAUAUUAUUCUUUUUAAAAAAUUUUCCCCUGUUCCUCUCGCUUUCUCGAGGAAGGACGAGUUUUGUAGCAUUGCGGGCGGGCGUGCUGCCCCGGGCGUGCGAGGUGGGGCGAGAGGGAGGGAGAGAUGCCUCUGAUUAGAGGGAGAGUCGUGCUCGUCCUCGGCUUCGUCUUUCUGACAACUUUCCUGGCUGCGGCGAGGGGGCUGCCCGUGAGGAAACAGCCCAACAACAGCCCGAAGGAGAGGAGCUCCAAGCUGGCGGAGGUCUCUGCCUCUUCCGACCCCCGUUCGGCGGGGGACGAGGAGCUGCCGCCGUCGGGCAAGGCACGGGGGCUGAGGCGGAGCGGGCAGGCUGGCCCACGGCGGCAGAGGCGCCGCGGGGUAGCCCAGCAGGCUGCCAGGAGCCCGGCGGUGCCCCCACCCCGCGGCGCUGGCCGGGAGGAGAGCCUGCCCUUCGUGCUGGACCUGCAGAGCUUGCCGGGGCUGGCCGACGUAGACCUGAGCGCCCAGAACCCCAACAUCCAGGUGACCAUCGAAGUGGUGGAUGAUCCUCAGGCCGAGAUGGAGAUGGACUUGUUGAAGGAGACAAGCAAUGACUGGUCCCUGAUGUCCUCUGAGUGGUUAUCCCACAAGGACCUCUUCUGGCCUCUCUUCUGGGAAUACACUGACCCCGCUGAGGAUGAAGAGGAGGAGGAAGAGGAGGAGGAGGAAGAGGAUGACAAUUUGGAUGUAGGGGACAGAGAAGAGGAAGAGGAGGAAGAGGAGGAGGAGGAGGAGGAGGAGGAAGAUUACACAGCAGAGUAUGAGGAGGAGGAGUCCAUGCUCAGUGGAGUGGGAGGUGACUGGGACCAGCGGUGGCCUGGGCAGAAGAACUGGAUCUUUAAGGAAAAAUAUAAUUAUGACUAUGAAGAUGAGGAGGAGUGGAGCCCGUGGUCCCCUUGCAGCAUCACCUGUGGCAGUGGCAACCAGAAGAGGACGCGGUCCUGUGGCUACGCCUGCACAGCAACGGAGUCGAGGACCUGUGACAUGCCACGCUGCCCUGGAGCAGAGGGGGAAAUGGUCUUCCCCACAGAGGAGACGCCUUUCAGAAGUGACAACACCACAGAGCUGUUCAACUCAGAGGUGGACAGCUGUGAGAAGUGGCUGAACUGCAAGAGCGACUUCCUCACCAAGUACCUGAGCAAGGUGCUGACAGACCUGCCCAGCUGCCCCUGCUCCUACCCGCUGGAGGCCGUCUACAGUGCCGUCAACCUGCGGGAUGAGCAGCAGGGCAAGAGCUUCCGAUGGCGGGACGCCAGCGGCCCCAAGGAGCGCCUGGACAUCUACAAGCCGACGGCGCGCUUCUGCCUGCGCUCCAUGCUCUCCCUCGACAGCACCACCCUGGCUGCCCAGCACUGCUGCUACGACGAGCACACCCGCCUCAUCACCCGCGGCAAGGGGGCCGGCGUCCCCAACCUCAUCAGCACCGAGUUCUCCCCAGAGCUGCACUACAAGGUGGACAUGCUGCCCUGGAUCCUCUGCAAGGGCGACUGGAGCCGCUACCACGCUGUCCGGCCCCCCAACAAUGGGCGACGGUGUGCUGACAACCCCGCCGAGGAGGAAUACCUCUCCCAGCUGCAGGAGGCCAAGGAGUACUAGCCGCAGCCAUGCUCAGAGGAGCCACGGCCACCGCCGGCUCCCAGCCCGGGAAAGUCCUGGCCCUGCUCACGGGCUCCUCGCUGGCGCCGGGCAGAGUGCGGAGAUGCGCCGUCCGUCUCGUCCCCUCAGAGGGGCAUUUCAGCCCCCCUUGGAUUUCCAAGGGUGCUGGAGGUUAUGGUGGUGCGAUCCCUGCCGUGCCACCCAGGGCGGUCCCGCACCCCCAGGGCGCCUGGGCUGGCGCGCAGGGAGCCUCAGGGGAUGGGAGGCGUAAGGGGAACAGGGGGCUGCUCCCAUCUGCUUUUAUUCUCUACAAGUCUUUCAAUGCAACCUGAAAGCUGAGCGCCUGCGAGGUGAAGCGGCCUCAGCUCCUGCUGGCUUCACGCCGCAGCGGAGGAGCUGGCCUGCUGCAGGCAGAGCUGCCCGCUCUUGCCUGUACACCUGCCCUGGCACACACUGGUCUACUUCUGAAAUGAGAGGUGGGUCCUCCUAGGAAGGGACAGGGCUGUCCUGGCCAUGCGUAUGGAGCAGGGCCUCCUCUCUCCUCCAAUUUUUGCAUGCACGGUUUGGAGGGAGCAGGGAGAGGCUGAGCGGGGUUUCAUGGGUCCAGGGGUUGUGGGGGACAGGAGAAGACUGGCCACCUGGGUUCCCUGGGCAAGAUUGGCUUGCCACUGUGUUUUUGGCUGUGAAAGGGAACACUGGGUGCCAAACCCGGACAUGGGUGGACCUCAGAGGAGGUCAGCACGGGGGGGACACCUCCUGUGUGCGUUUCAGUCCCUCUGCCUCAGUGCUUGGGGGAGGUGGGUGGCAGCACUCAUGCAAGUCCCACCAUCAGCCCACCUCCAAGCCUCGGCUCCCCGGCAGACCUCCAGCGGGUUUCAGUGUUCGGGAGCACCCGUGACACGGCUCAGUGGAAAGUUCUGUUUCCCACCCACAGCCCUGCCAGGGGCAGAAGGCAGCUCAGCUACCACUUGUGCCGUUGCUGGAGAGGAGCAAAAAGCACCCAGGCAAGUUCUCCACAGAGAAGGGAACAAGUCAGGAGCUGCUGGGAGCACCCGGCAUUGCCCCUCUCUGGCGUGCUGCUGGCCUCGAGCCCUGCUCCGUGCCGUGUCUGCCCCGGUCCCCGUGAGAGGCACCCCAGAGGAAGCAAGUUGUGGGUGCACCCUGCACUCCUCAGGCUCGCUGUCUGGCCAGGUGAGCAAGUGUGGCUUCAAAGGAGGAAGACACUCACGUGCUAAUAAUGUCAAUACGUGGUGUCUGCAGAUCAUGGUUCGUGAUGCUUUCCCUUGGCACUUGGGUCUUGUCAGGAUUUCAUUCAGCUUUUGACAGGUCCAUAGCAGUUUCUCCCAGCAUAUUUUGAAGGCUCACAAGUUUCCCACAGAGAAACUAGGCUGAGCACCUUUAUCCUUGGACAUUUAGUCACUGAACCUGGCAGAAACUUCAUAGUGUUUAUUUAGCAAAUUUUAUGCAUCAGAGGAAAUAAGACAACAUGUCAAGCACACAUAAAGAAGAAUGGAGGAGUCGUUUCUAGACCAAAGGUUUCACCCAAGGCUGUUGGCUACUCCAUAUUUUUCUGCAGGACACUGUUGGACAAAAAAAAUCCAUCUGGAUGCAGAGGUCCUUGAUUGACUGUCCUGUGCUAGGUCUGUCCCUUGCAGGAGCUUUUUCCAGGGCCAGUGAAUACCCAGAGUCUGGUAGCUCUCUGGGGAGUCUUUCUGUGAAUGUCUUAUAUAUGUUGAGUGUCUGAUGAUCCUUUUGUCUUGGUUAGUGAUAGAAUAUUGCAUCCUCGGUCAUCAGUACUUAAGACUUCAUUGCUGGUAAAACAAAAGUAUUAAUGAAGUUAUCACUGAAUUAUUCUUAUUUAACUAUUAUUCCACACUUGUGUCCCCAGACUCGUUAUGGGUGCUAACAAAACAUAGGCAGACACCGUCCAUUUCCCAGCAGACAUGCAGUCUGAGGUGACCAGUGAUAUGUAAAGGGUAAGAAGGAAGACACAACCAAAUAAGCAUGGAUGGAGACCUAGACCCUGGCAAAUUUUCAUGACCGUUACAUAUUCUCUAAUCCUAACGGUCAUUUGCUCACUGGUUUCUGGUAAAGAGGUAGGUUAUUAAGAGGUGGUCAGGAAGGGGUGGCAGUGAUCUGGUGGCUUGGUUCUGGGAGCCUAGGGUGUGUGCGGGGAGGCUCAGCAACAGACAUGGAGGCAUUUGUAUGGGAAGCAGACAAACUGAGUGGCUGAGGCCAUGGAAGGAUGAGCGUGUUAUCUUCUGUCAUUCAGCAGAGCAUCUUCAUAUUUCCUCUCCCAGUAUCAUAUGCCAUCAUUAACAUCAGAAGACUCUCAGAGGAGCUUAUUUGCCAUUAGUGCAGACUUCUUUAAAACAAUCUCCUGUUAAAUGUGCCCAGUGUCCAGUAUUGGACUCAUGCAGGGAAGCAGGGCCUCUGCAAACAGCCAUUCUUGAAGGAGACUUUCAAUAGCUCAGCCAAUUUGUUUGUUAAACGGACUGCUCUUUGAGGAAGUGCUCUUAUAAUAAAGACUGUUACCCAGGAUUUGCACCUUCCUCCUCUUUAUACUGGCUAUGUCAACCAGUCUAACCCCCAAAAAAGAAACUAUAAUUUAUGUAAUAAAUGGAGUUCCCCUGCAAGAGCAAGUAGAAAAAUUUCUUGCAUUGACCCCCCCUGCUCCCCACCCUGCUAAAAGCUGAUUGAAGGCUGAGUGGCUGUUCUGCCUCGCUGCCUGUAUGGUUUGGACAAUACCAGCACGAACUGGAGCAUGAGAAACAAGAAGCAGUGUUGUUCCUCACACAAGCACCUUACACACCAGGAGGCUUUGCGGGGCACAGUGAGAAAAGUAGACAUUAAGCAAGCAUUUAUUUUUAUAGUCCAUCAAAGAUUCUGUCUGGCACACUGCUAUUUAAGUGAUGAAUCUCUAAGCUUCUACUCCUUAAGUUUAUUGUGGGUUUUAUAUAUAAUAUAUAUAAAAUGUCUUUUAUUCCUACAAAAUUUGAUAGAGAAGAAUUCUUUAUUCUGAUGCUGCAAUAAAGCACUUUAUAUAUGUAUGUGUUGCUGUCAUUCAGCGGGGACUGAAGCACAUGUUGCUCUGUGUUUUGGUUGAGAGGGAUGACACUACGUUGAAUGUGACAUGCCUUGGGCCCCCAGCCCUAGCUGUACUGCAAAGACCCUGGUGGCUUUGCUUCCUUCCUUUAGCAUUUGCAGUUGAUGGUGUCUGGCUGCAAGAAUCACAGCUGACAGAGACUAUCCAGAGCCCACCUCCACAGCCAUGGCAUAUGUGAAGUUCUGCUCACAGGGAAGGAAGUCUCCUAUGAGAAGACCAUCAGGGUCAGUGCUGAGAAGCCAUCGCAUUGCCUGUGCCUCAGCCCGGGGGCCCAGGUUUUAUUCCUUGCUCAAUCUGGCCAGAGUUGGCUGCCAGCUGACCUUACACCAGCACACUGCUUUAAGCAGGUGUUGAGCAUGGAAGUGGGUGAAAAAAAAACCCAGCGUCAUCCCAGCUGGAAAACUGGUUUGGCAAACCACCUCCAGAGCCAACAGCUAAUGAUAACAGGGGGAUGUGCAAAGAUUUCCAGGGAUCACAACUUUUUGUUGCCAUUAAUUUGGCGCAUAAACUAUGACCACUUCCAAGUUCUUGCUAUUUUCAGCCGUUUUCACUCCUCGCUGGCACAUUUUGCUUUGGGCUGGUUUCACAUCUCUCAAGGGUUAUCUGCUACUCCAGCGCGGGGCUCUGCGCUGCAGCUGCCUGGCACCAUUGCUGGCCUCUGCCUGGGAGCAGAGGGCUCCUCGGUGAAGGAUGCUCUGAGCUUUCCCACUGGUCUUCUGCAACAUCAAAAACCUUGUUGCAUGGAGCCCAAGCCAGGGGGAGGAGGCUGAGCUCUGCUCUGCAGGAAAAGCAGCACAGAGAAAAUCACUCUUUCCCUGGGGUGGUAGUCAGCAGUUACUGUAUAUAAUACGCCUAACAUGCAACAAGGACCUUGCUGUGCUGGAUGCUGAGCGCUGCUCUGAAACUCCCAAGCUACAGAAAUCUCACAGCCAGAGGAUGGAAGUAGGAAGAAUUGCUGCCCUAAUUCUGCAGGUGCUCAAGACCUGGAGAUGUCACCUGAAAUCACAGAGCGAGUCUGCGGCAGAGUCUCAAGCUGCACCUUCUGCCUGCUGCUUUGAACACAAGACUGCUUGACAAGUUGAGUUGUCUUAGUUUGCCAGCCUGGACUAGAACUUCGUGUGGCUCAGCCGUACCAGUUCCCUGGCAUCCGACUUGCAGCUGAGUUUGUACACAGAAGAAGCUGCGCCCAGAUUUUGCUAGGCACGAUGGUCAGCAUGUGCUUGUGGCUGCUGACCUCCCCUCCUGGCCCCGGACGAGUCAGGAGCAAACUGUACAAAGACCUUUUGACUGUGAAUGACACCUUGAAGGCACGGGUGCAUGGUCAGCUGCCCAGGGGACAGGCGGGGAGAGUGCAGCCCAUCUCUCAGGGAUGAAGAAGAGAUUUCAUAGAAACAUGUUUACAGGAAUAGAGAUUCCAUUAGCUGUCUGCUUUUUUUUCAGGGCUUCUGCUUCAAGAAUCUACUUCUUGGAAAGCACAAAAAAAGCCCAGCUGAUCCCAGGAGGAACCACUUUGUGAGGAGAAGACAGUGGAUGAUAAUGUCAGGAGAGUCUGGCCAAAGCAGACCUGAACUGCAAGGCCUGGCCUUAGCCUAGGAAAGAUCAAAGUGUGGUUGUGAUGGUUGAGUUAAAACUGAAGCUCUCAAGAGGGAAAAAAACAAAACAAAACAAAACAAAAAAACUUUCAGAGAAACUUUCUGUUCCUGGUCUGUGAAGGGACCCACCCCAUAGUGUGGCCACAUCAGCCCUCUGGGCUGGGUGUGCUAGUGGCACAGCGUGGCAAGCAGCUGCCAACUUCUCUGUAGAAAAGUAAAAUCAAAACCAAAACCAAACAAACUAAGCUGCCGUUUUUUUGGCAGUAGCCCUGAUGACUGCAGUGUGAACACUGGGCGAAUGGGAGCUUGUGGCAAGACCUGAUCUCCUGGGUUUUGCCUUCACUCCGAGUUCGGAGAAUCACGCCCAGCAGGUCCCCAGCACCCGGCAGAGCCCGGCCUCUGCUCCUCUGUCCCUGAUGCCACGUGGAGGGAUGCCGAAAUCGCACUGGGGCAGCCCUGCCCAACGUGUCCAUGGGACAGGAUUUGCUCCCUCCGUUGCCACAGAAGAUGGACCCACACAUUUGCAGCCAGGAAAGGAAUGUCUCACCCCUCCUUCCCUGCCAGGCAGCAGCCAGCUGCCCCUCCGAAAUGCCUGAGGAGCCCAGCUGGCGGGGCCUGGCCCCUGCUUUGUUCCAGGUCCUUGCAAGCAUGUCAGCUAUUCUUCUCUCACUCCGUGGGAGCCUGGCAGUAGGGAUCACAGCCCCACACAGCUUGACCAUCACGCAUGGGCCAGGGGCUGGAGCAGAGCCCAUCCACCAGCCAGCAUCCCCCACCAUGCCAGCCCUGGCCCCAGCCGGGCUUCUCUGUGCGGCGGGAGCUGAGCAGAAGCCAGCAGGGCAGUGCUGAGGUUUCUGAAGAGCCAUGAGAAAGUCAUCCUUCUCCCCCUGCCAUCACAGCUUUCACACAUGGGGAUGUGCCACAGAAGAUGGAUUUGGAUGGGGUCUCGAGAACCUACAGAGCCCCACCAUGGGGAUGUGGGCAAAUCAUUCCUCACUGAUGGGUCCCGCUCUCUCCUGGGCUUCAAGCUCUCCAGUGGUAGAGAUGCCACAGUAACCGUCAGCUUUAUUGUUUUUGCAAGGAGAAAUAUUAUGAUAGCAGCCAAUCUAAAUCCUUCCUGCUUUAUUUUAAGCCCACUGCAUCUUAUCUGCACUGGUCACAGACAGCAUAUUAUUGCCUUAUUUGCUCCUACCUCUCAUGUAUUUCAGAAUUUUAUCAUUGCACUCCCUAUUUCUCACCAUCUUCUCUAGACUAAACAAAUACAAUUCUUUCAGGCUUUCCUUGGAAGCUGUACUCAUAGACCUCCAGUUGGUCUCGUUGAUCACUCCUCCAAGUAAUUCACAUCUUGAAGUGUGGAGCCCAAAACUGAAGCCACAGGGUCUUAGCUGGGGCUUUCUUAAUGCUGUAUGGAAAGAUUUCUUCACAAGCGCUACAAACUCAAGCCUGCCCAGGUAGCUUUUGUUCUCUUCUAUGGUGUUUUAUAUUUAUGUUCAUUUGAAAAUUCACCAUAACUUGCCCAGCUUAAAUGUAUUCUACAGAUGUGCUGCAAAGCCUGUUGCUUCCCCUCUUCUAUAUAUGUCACUCGUGGUUUCUGCCUCAGAGUAAAGCUUUGCAAUUCUGUGACAGCAAAUAUACUUUUUUUUUUUUUUUCUCCUGGAUCACUUUUUUACUUGGUCAAAAUCAUUUUCAAGCCUAAACUUGUCUUCUAAGGGCUUUACAGCACCAGCAAUGAUGUAAAUUAUUUUGGACUUUUAAAUUACCGAUUAUAUUAUCAUCUAUACUGAAACGUACUGAAUUCAUUACAGUUCUAUUAGGCCUUCCCUUGAUAAAUAAAACUAACUAAAUAA
Molecule: messenger RNA, 8695 nt
Organism: Tyto alba (common barn owl)
Lineage: Eukaryota; Metazoa; Chordata; Aves; Strigiformes; Tytonidae
Gene: ISM2
Product: isthmin 2
Source: RefSeq, a predicted model, not a curated record